Manacus vitellinus (golden-collared manakin) is the source of this 3047-nucleotide messenger RNA. RefSeq names its product Rho related BTB domain containing 3 (gene RHOBTB3). The record is from RefSeq and is a predicted model, not a curated record. Gene Ontology annotation, cellular component: cytoplasm. The transcript is spliced from 9 exons. Gene Ontology annotation, biological process: regulation of proteolysis; proteasome-mediated ubiquitin-dependent protein catabolic process. Lineage: Eukaryota; Metazoa; Chordata; Aves; Passeriformes; Pipridae. Gene Ontology annotation, molecular function: ubiquitin protein ligase binding; GTPase activity; GTP binding. The coding region runs from base 227 to 1708 and encodes 493 amino acids.
UGCGACUGCCGCUGCUGCUGCAGCUGCAAUCCAUCUCCCGGAACAGCCAGCACCGAGUUCUCCAGGCUGUCCGCAGAAUGCGGCAGGAGUCCCAGAGGUCACCGCAGCGAGACUGAGCGUGGACACCGACAAAUAACAAGCCAAGGUCGCUGGGGAUUUGUAAAAGCAACCUUUCCAGGUUUCUUUUCCGCUUUGCUCGCCUCACCCUGCUGUUGGAUUUGAGAUCAUGUCAGUUAAUAUUGUAGCUUUUGGGAAUGAAAGAGAUGGUUUUUCUGAGGACAGCCAGCAGCCCAGCCUGAUCUGGAGCUAUCUCGGGAGAAGUGCUCUCAUUUCCCAGAUCGACAGCAGCUUGUCUGCCAGUCACGUUGGAAACCCAGUUUUUACUGAAUAUCAAGCCUGCGUGUUUGGAAACGUCAGACUGGUGGUACACGACUGUCCUAUCUGGGAUAUAUUUGCCAGUGACUGGUACACCUCUUGCAGACUCAUUGGAGGAGCUGAUAUUAUUGUGAUUAAAUAUUCUGUCAAUGACAAGACUUCAUUUCAAGAACUAAAGGACAGUUAUGUCCCGAUGGUAAAAAAAGCAUUAAACCACUGCUCAGUUCCAGUAAUAAUUUCUGCUAUUGGUGCAAGAAAAAACGGAGUGCCUUGCACCUGUCCCCUGUGCACUUCAGACAGGAGGAGCUGUGUCACAACGUCUGAGGGAGUUCAGCUUGCAAAGGAACUAGGAGCCACUUACCUGGAACUGCACACUCUUAAUGACUUCUACAUACAGAAGUACUUUGGAGGAGUGCUGGAAUAUUUUAUGAUUCAAAGUUUGAAUCAGAAGUCAUCUGAAAAAAUGAAGAAAAGGAAAAAGAUUCAGAAGUGCCAUCGAGUCCAACCACCUCAGCUUGAACAGCCAGAAAAAAUGCCAAUCCUGAAGGGUGAAGCCUCUCACUACAACACAGACCUGCACAACCUGCUCUGUGGCUGCCAGUGCGCUGACGUGGCCUUCUACUCCGAGGACCUCAGCACAGUGGCGGAGGCCCACAAGGUCAUCCUCUGCUCUGUCAGCCCUCUCUUCAUGCUGCUCUUCGGGGUGAAGAGCCCUGCUGACAUCCCUGACACCUCAAUCGUGCAGAUGGCACAGAGUCUCUUUGCUGUGGAGACGGGAGCUGCCUCCCCCCUGGCCCCCUAUGGAGCCCCACCCUGCAUCCUGCCCAUCAGAGUGGUGGUGAAGGACUCUGUCUUCUGCUCCUGUCUACCUGACAUCCUCCUCUUCAUUUAUUCAGGUGCUUUCCAGUGGGAACGAUUAGAAGAGGAUAUAAAAAAGAAGUUGAAGGAUCCAGAAAAAACUGAAGAAGUGCUUGAGAAAGUUAAAUGCAUCCUGAAAACUCCAGGGAAGCAAAACUCUGUAAAGGUCUGCAGGUCUCACCAGAUAAAACAAUUGUAUAAUACUUCCCUCAAGCUGUUCUUUAACACACCUGUCCUAGCUGAUGUUAUCUUCAAAAUACAAGGCUGCUGCUGGCUGUGGAUGUGCCUUUCAUGUCCCUCCAGAAGCCGACAGGGACUUGCUUCCUCAGGUUUUACCAGCAUGGGCAACCCAGCAAUGCACAUAUACGUGCUGGAAUUUGAUGACCUGCAGAUCUGGUGCCAUCAACACCCACCACAUUUUACUGCCCAACAUGCUGCAGUGUCAUUUCUGGAAAUUAAAUGUGUUUAUCCUUAAAAUGAAAGAUACAGCGGGAGAAAUGUGUUGCAUACUUUUGUGAUAAUAAGAAUGAGAUGGGUUUUAAAUGCUUAAUGGUUUUCUCAGUUUGUCUAUACCCGCCCUUCAUGCAGAAAUGGUCUUUUAGAAUUAGAGUUAUUUAAUUACUUUCAGCUUUAUAUCUAAAUACUUCAUUCAUGAAGCAUUAAUUCCUCAAGCGUAAGCACACAAGGACAAGCAGAGUCUUUCUAGGUGUUCUGUUUAAUAUGCAGGAAAAAAAACCAUAAAAAUAUCUUUGAAAAUGAGGACAGUGCUGAUGUUGAGUGCAAUGACAUGAACAAUUCACCUCAGUGUCCCACUCCUGAAAGAGGCUUUGUGGAAGUUGAUGAAAUCAGGACAACCCUAUAUAUUUUACAGAAAAAAAUCCAAAUGAAUGUGUUGGCAAGUAAUUUAAAAAAGCAUGUGUAUCCACUAGUAAAAUGUGAAAUGUUUUUCCUAGGACUUGAUACAUCUUCCAAACCUUUUUCUCUAAUUCAUCAACUACAAUAACUAUUAAAAUUAAAUAACUACUAAGAAACGGAAGGCUUUAGUCUUGAUCAGACAAAUAAAUUUGUUAGUUACCAGCUAAUUCCUUGGAUACUGAUCAUUGCUUUGAGCUUUUUUUCUAGCUUACAAAAGUACUUGGGAGCCAUGGAAGAUGGGAGCCCAUUAUGUUUGUGUUAAGACACAUAACGUGACUGAACCUCCUAAUUAGUAGAUAGAUGUCCAUUUACAUGCACAUAUAGAACUGCAUGUAUUCUACAUCACAGCAGCGACAUAUAUAUUACUUGUGUUAUGACCACAAACAAGUGUUCUCUCCAUAUGGAAAUAUAUAUAUUUUGUAUGCAGCUUAGACUUUUUGGAAGUAGAAGCACAGGGGAAAAGAAAUAGAACAAAAAAUUUAAAAGCUGCCAGAUGACUUCAAAGAAUUAGAUUGGUGCCAAUGUUGUGGUUAAAGAGAAAACGAAGACAAAACUUCUUUGUAAGUAUUUCCAGUAUAUUCAUCUUGCAUGUCAGUUAAUCUGUUUAUUAUAAUUUGUGUUAAAACAUUUCCACUGAACUGUAAAAGCUCAUUUUCAUUUUAGUUGCUGUCCUGGCACUUGCUUGGCACUUCCUUGAACACAGACAGGACUGCUCAGUUCAGCUGGACUCUGCAGCAUUCUGAGUGUCAGGGCUGGCAGCACUUUCAUUAAGAGCCUAUAUGGCCUCUACCACACAGGGCUCUUGGCCUCACUAGGUUUUCUAAAUGUUGUAGUAAAGCAAAGAAUUCACUUGCAAAUAAUACAAAAUUAAUACAUUUCUGGAAAAAUUCAUCAGCCUU